This is a messenger RNA of Mus caroli (Ryukyu mouse), 9196 nucleotides long. The record is from RefSeq and is a predicted model, not a curated record. Lineage: Eukaryota; Metazoa; Chordata; Mammalia; Rodentia; Muridae.
CCCCCCGCCCGGCGCGCCUCCGCUUGAGCUCACGCCGAGCGGCGGGAGCCGCCGCGCGCUGAGUGAGAGGCGCUGCCGGCGGCCGGAGUCCGAGCGAGCGAGCGAGAGCGAGUGAGUGAGCGAGCGCGGCGGGGAGAUGUGCCCGGAGGAAGGCGGCGCGGCCGGGCUGGGCGAGCUCCGCUCCUGGUGGGAAGUCCCGGCCAUCGCGCACUUCUGCUCGCUCUUUCGCACGGCGUUCCGCCUGCCCGACUUCGAGAUCGAGGAGUUAGAGGCAGCUCUUCACAGAGAUGACUUGGUAUUUAUCAGUGAUCUGAUUGCCUGCCUGCUUCAAGGCUGCUAUCAGCGAAGAGAUAUCACGCCUCAGACAUUCCACAGCUACUUGGAAGAUAUCAUUAAUUACCGUUGGGAGCUUGAAGAAGGAAAGCCCAAUCCUCUGAGAGAAGCCAGUUUCCAAGACCUUCCUCUGCGUACUCGAGUAGAGAUCCUGCAUCGCCUCUGUGAUUACCGGCUUGAUGCAGAUGAUGUCUUUGAUCUUCUCAAGGGUCUGGAUGCAGACAGUCUCAGAGUUGAACCUCUGGGUGAAGACAAUUCAGGUGCACUCUACUGGUACUUCUAUGGGACACGAAUGUACAAAGAAGACCCAGUACAAGGAAGGUCCAAUGGAGAACUCUCCCUGAGCAGGGAAAGUGAAAGGCAAAAAAAUGUCUCAAAUGUUCCUGGAAAAACAGGCAAAAGAAGAGGAAGGCCUCCAAAACGAAAAAAACUACAGGAGGAGAUUAUCUCCAGUGAAAAACAGGAAGAAAACUCCUUGACAUCUGACCUACAGACAAGAAAUGGAUCCCGAGGGCCAGGCCAAGGUACUUGGUGGAUCCUGUGUCUAACAGAAGAAUGGAGACAGGUUACUGAGAGCUUCCUGGAGCCGACCUCUCUCCAAGAGCAGCAACUCUACAAGCUCCUUAGCGAGGACUUCCUGCCUGAAAUCUGCAACAUGAUUGCCCAGAAGGGAAAACGUCCACAGCGCACAAAGCCAGAGUUGCAACAUAGGUUUAUGUCUGACCACCUGUCCAUCAAAUCCAUCAAGCUAGAGGAAACUCCCAUGCUCACCAAGAUAGAAAAACAGAAGCGCAGGGAGGAGGAGGAGGAACGACAGCUCCUUCUUGCAGUGCAGAAGAAGGAGCAAGAGCAGAUGUUAAAGGAGGAGAGAAAGCGGGAAAUGGAGGAAAAGGUCAAGGCAGUGGAAGAUCGAGCUAAGAGGAGAAAGCUCAGGGAAGAACGAGCAUGGCUAUUGGCUCAAGGCAAGGAGCUACCCCCAGAACUUUCCCAUUUGGACCUGAAUUCUCCUAUGAGGGAAGGGAAGAAGACCAAGGACCUCUUUGAAUUGGAUGACGAUUUCACAGCCAUGUAUAAAGUUCUAGAUGUGGUGAAGGCUCACAAGGAUUCCUGGCCCUUCUUGGAACCUGUGGAUGAAUCUUAUGCCCCCAACUAUUACCAGAUUAUUAAGCUCUGUGGUGGUACAGUGCUUGUUUAUGUCUUGGUGGCCAACCAGAACUUUGGGCUGGAAAUGGCUUGCAAGUAUACCAAGAUGUCUGACAAUUUAGAGCNGUGUUUCCAUCGGGCCAUGACAAAACAUUUUCCUGGUGAAGAUGGAGACACAGAUGAAGAAUUUUGGAUUAAAGAGGAUGAAAAACGGGAAAAAAGAAGGAGUCGGUCUGGUAGAAGUAGUGGAAGCCAUGUUUGGACGCGCUCCAGAGACACAGAAGGGUCCAGCAGGAAACAGCCACCAGUGGAGAAUGGGGGAAAAUCAUUGCCCCCUGCACGCCGAGCUGCCUCCUCAGGGGACGAUCAGAGCAGCGCUUCUAUACAACUCCCUCCAGAGGUGGGCACAUCAAAUGGCCAAGGCUUUUCUCGCCCCCUGCACGGUGGUAGGGUGCCUAGCCACGCACCCCCUUUAAGCCAGAUGAGGCCAGCAGCACCAGGAACAUUUGGCUGUCUUCAAGGAUCAGAUUCCACCAACUUACAUGGCUCCUCUCGAAUCCCAGAGGUGCCCCCAGGAGAGCCCUUGCAACACCCACCCUUUGCUAUACAGGCUCCAGUUGGAAUUAGUAACCAUCGGGGAUCCCUGCUCAGUGCUCCAGACCUUUCCAAUAUGGGGUCACAUGUCCCAUCCUUACAGCUUGGGCAGAUGAAUUGUCCCAGUCAAGAUGGAAACAUGUAUCCACCAGCUCCAUUCCAGGCAGGAUUUAUUCCUUCUAGGCAUGGUGGGACUCCAGCCCGACCCCCAGACUUUCCUGAAAGCUCUGAAAUUCCUCCUGGUCAUAUUUAUCAUUCAUACAAGUAUCUAAAUCGAGNACACCCUGCUGUUUGGAAUGGGAACCAUGGUACUACAAACCCUGGACGUUUGGGGCCAGAUGAGAAGCCCCACCUGGGGCCAGGACCCUCUCACCACCCUCAUACCCUUGGUCAUGUGAUGGAUGGCCGGGUGAUGAGACAACCUAUCCCACCAAACCAGUGGACUAAACAGUCAAGCUUUCUACCUCAUGGAGUUCCUUCCUCGGGGUAUAUGCAGCCACCCUGUAAGUCUGCUGGACAUCGUUUGCAGCCACCUCCAACUCCAGCACCAAGUCCUCGAUUCAGAGGCCCCUCCCAGGCCCUCCGGGGGUCACAAGGAGGGGAAUCCAUGAUGGACAGCCCUGAAAUGAUUGCCAUGCAGCAGCUCUCCUCCCGAGUCUGUCCCCCAGGUGUGCCUUACCACCCCCGCCAGCCCACUCCUCCCCAGUUACCUGGUCCCUUUCCGCAGGUAGCUCAUUCAGCAUCAGUAUGUGUGUCAGCGCCCAAGCCUGCAUUGGACAACCCUGGUAGUACACAGGAGAUGACUGAAACACAAGAGCCUGAGGAAGACCCAGCAGAGCCUUUGCCUGGACAUGAAGAGAAAGCAGCAAGCAUUUGUUCUUCAGAGGGGGUAUACCUCAAACAGCUACCUCACCCAGCACCUCCCUUGCAAGCCAGCUGUACCAGGCAAAGCUCACCACAAGAAAGGGAAACAGAGGACUCCCAACUCAAAAGUGAUGCUUCAGACUCUGCAGACACUUAUAAGACAUCAAAGAACAAGAACACCUGGCCUUUGGANAAUAGCUACAGCAGCCCAGCUGUGCAGGGCUGUUUGAGAGACCUCUCCAUAGUGGCAGAGACGGGGAAUCUGCCUGAAAAUGGGGUCGUUGGUGAAGCAUCUCCCUGUAGGUCAGAGGGGAAGGGCCUUGAUGGUAGUGGUUCAGAAAAGCCACUCUGCCCCAGGGGUAAAACAUUGCAAGAAGCUCAAAAAGCUGUGCCAUGUACAGGACCGAAUGCAACUACACCUCCUUGCACAGAUCCCAGUUUGAUGGUAGGCACUGUGAACCAGUUUUCUCCCUUAUACAUGCCUGGCAUAGAAUACUCUAACUCAGCUACACAGUACCCUGUGAGUCCAAGUUUGCAAAGCUUGGGCUCUAUGAUGGGAGGAAAGUCCUCAGGAUCACAGCCUCAGUCCUUUCCUCCCAGGGGGUUCCAGGCUAAUGGUCCCCACCCUGGACUCUUCCCUCGGUACCGUCCUCAGCAGGGAAUGAGAUAUUCCUACCAGCCUUCUUCUCAGCCUUCCUACCACCCCUAUCAGCGGACUCCUUAUUAUACAUGUCCACAGGGCUUUUCUGAUUGGCAGAGAUCUCUCCCUUCCCAGAGAAGCCCAAGUGGACCCCCAGGGAGUCACCCUCCACGCUCCCUCUUCCCAGAGAAGAAUGUCCUGUCUAGUCUGCAAGGUUGUGAGACACUAAAUUCUGCCUUAACUUCUCCAACUCAAAUGGAUGCAGUGACUGCUAAAGUUGUUCCUCCUGAUGGACCCAAUUCUGGUCCAGAAGAAGAAAAGAUGGAUGAAUCUGUGGAGAGGCCAGAGAGUCCCAAAGAAUUUCUAGAUCUCGACAACCAUGAUGCAGCUCCCAAGUGGCAGAACUCACUGUCAACCAGUGACUAUCUUUAUGGAACGCCACCACCAUCUCUGAGUUCAGGAAUGACUUUUGGUUCAUCUGCUUUCCCACCCCACAGUGUGAUGCUGCAGACAGGGUCUCCAUACACUCCUCAGCGAUCAGCCAGUCAUUUUCAGCCCAGGGCAUACCCAUCCCCUGUGCCUGCCCAUCCACCUCCCCAUUCAGUAGCCACCCAACCCAAUGGCCUCUCUCCAGAGGGUUCCCUCUACUGCUGUCAGGAAGAGGGCCUAGGUCACUUUCAGGCUUCGAUGAUGGAGCAGACGGGCACUGGAAGUGGAUUAAGAGGCUCAUUUCAAGAAGUACACAGACCACCAGGUUUGCAAAUGCAUCCAGUCCAGUCACAGUCCUUAUUCCCAAAGACCCCGGCACCUGCAGCAUCACCAGAACAGUUGCCGCCGCAUAAGACCCCAACACUUCCUCUGGAUCAGAGCUAGUCCAGGGAGGAACUAAGCUCCAAGGAAGUGGACGGCUGCAUGUGGAGACCCGAAGGCAGGCCUGGCGGACUUGGAGAAAUGACUGUUGUACAUCUCUGUCCUGUCGUCCUGUUCCACUUCUUCACUGUGAAUCAAGCCUUCCUCAGAGCUGAACAGCAUAGGCCUUAGGUGCACGCUCUUUAGAUGACUGGCUGGCCUGUAGCUGGGAUCAUCUGCACAGCUGACAAACUUAGCCAGAGCAAUGUACCUGGAGUUCUUGCUGACUUCUCCAAAUCCCAAGACUCUUGUUCAGGGAAAAAUCACUUUAAACUUGGGUGGAGGGUACAUGUAAGGCUGGAGUGGUGCUUUUAAACUUUCAUGAGCAGCUAAUCUCAGGUAUAUAAUUGGGGAAGGGACUACUUGUAGUAUUAAUGUUUUUGGAGCUGGGUCCAGUUUACAGAAGUUUCAUGUUGCCUUUUUUUUAUUUUUUUUUUUUUUUUUGUGGUGAAUGUAUUGUGUAUAUAGUGGGACUGUCAGGUGGGCACAUGGAGGAGUUGGGAGUCCUUCCCCGAUAUGGCCAGCAUAUUGUACUGGAAGAGUCUCUGUCUUUGUACAGUCAGGUCACACUGAAUGCCCGAGGAACUUGGAGAAGAGACCCAGAAGACUGCAGCUUAUAUAUGUCACUAACUUGUUUCCUCUCCAGCCGACCUCCGAGACAACAUGUCCUCCUCAGCAUUCAUUUCACAGUUGAUUGGACGGUGCUGUCAUGGGGCUUUACUGGGUGUUGCAGCCAUAGGACAGGCUGCUCUCACUCUGGUGGCCUAAGUUCUGGACUUGGGAAAGCAUGUCCCUUCCUGCUUUUCCACCAGCUCUACCAGAUAGUUGUAAGCCAGGAAUUUGGACUCUAGAGUGUUUUACUUANUAGAAGAUAAAGUGGCUUCUCCAUGGGCCUGUCAGGCCUGUGAUCUAGAAGGCAUCAUACAAUGCUUUCUAGCACAAAUCACAUUUUGUGAAAGUGACUACUCAGGUUUGUUAUGUAUGUUAGUCUCAAUAAAGAAAUUGCACAGGUUUGAAUAAGGAAAGUAUAUCCUAUAGAUUUAAAUUUGAAAUUAGGACUAUUUCAGUAUGUGUAGUUUUUAUCCAGCUUGAGUGAAUCAUAGUAGACUCAGUCAUGUUGAUUUAAAGUAGCUGUCAAGGGCUAGUUCUUGGGGAUUAUUUGUUAUGUCUGUGAUAGGAAACAAUUUUACAGUAUUAAAUUACGUUACUAUGGAUUUAGAAGUGAAUUACACUGGAUUCUCCCUGUUUAGCCUUCUGUAUUUUAUUUUAGCUGAGAUGUCACCAAAGUUAGGAUCUAUGUUUAAAUUUUUGAAUAUCCCAUACAGAAUAAACCAAGGGAAAUACCCUGGAGUUGCAAGUCUUUGUAAAGGAAUAUGAUUUUUAAGUAUGCUUUGGGGUAAUAGAUUUCCAUUAAAAUACUAAUCUGCUCUAGUAUCUUAGAGUAUAGGUGUGGGGAGGGGUCAAUGGAGUUUUCCCUCCAGUUCCAGUGUCCUCAGGAAAUGCAGACUAGUCUAUAAGGAUUGCAGGGAAAACAAUUGGACACAUCCAGGCUGUAGAGCUAGCUGGGCCCUAGGACACCUGCUCUCUUGAUAGAAGUGGCUGCUUACUAACCUGCUGGNGNUGCUGAGGACCCAGAGAGUGUCUGUAUGGCACACACACCGAGAGUUUUCUUUCCUGUUUAAUUUGUGUUUGCAAGUCAGUUGAAUCAGAAGCCAGACAUCUGCAAUCCAAUUUAGAAGAACAGCGAAGUCAGAAUUGUGCUGUUGAGCUGUAUAACUUAACCUAAUCAACUGCUGCAAGUUGUGUGUCCACCACUAACAGUGGGGGCCUGUAAAUCUCACUAGGACUGCUGCAACAAUCAGGCCCCACAGUGUCAAGGUGCUAAAACUAGAGGUUGCUAAGCUGCUUCCACCUCCCAUCUCNCCCCCUUUACCUGUUCCUAAAGAAGUGCUGUGAACAAUACUGUGGAGAGAGGAAAGUUCCUUUAUCCCUUCCUGGUUUAUGGAAGAAAUUAAAUAGGAAAUUGAAGUACUAUAUUAAGUUCUAACACUGUAAGAAGAGUCUGUUGUGUCCUGUGUGUGAAUUUGGUGGUGCCUAGUACUUACAGGACCUAGUACUUCCUCUCCUGGUCUGGCCCCAACUUUUAUUGGUCUUUGAAGUGCUAGGUUUCCUGGAGCAGCCAGAACACAGUGCUGAGCCUCUGUGAUCACACCCCUCACUCUCUCAAUGCAGACAAGAUCAUACAUAGGUUUUUACCUUUCUGCUUCCAGCACUUCUCAUCCAGGGAUCUUACACAGAUGGCAAUAUUUUAAAAGCAGAUGCAAAUAAUUCUGUUUGCAGCCUUCUUCAGUAGGGAAAUGGUGGUUUUGGAAGGUGGAAUACUUAGGAAGCAGUAUAUAAGAGUAUCUUAAAAGAUUCACUCUUAGGCUAAGACCUGCACCUAUUGGUCACUGUGACCUUGCUAGUAUGCUGACUCUCAGUGAUCCCCAGGAGGACAUAGCUGUGCAUAAUUGGAAGCACUCAUUGAUUUAGUGUUAGACUUAGCUUUAUCAGAUUUAGUCAUAACUUAGAACCCUUAGGGCUUAAAAGAAAUAAAAGAUUCAGAAAGCACAAGUGGAGCCUUUUAGAAGGCUUAUGAGUGCGUGUAUCUUUGUCCCCCAACCCCAGCCCUACUGUGAAAUAGUUUUCUUUAAAGGGAANAAAAAUAGCAAGAGCUGUUAGCUAAAAUUCCUCCCCUUAGAAGAAUGUGAAUAGGAUAGACUAUGCAGGGCUCUUGUUCAUGUAACUUUCCGUCCAAUCUCUUAAAAAUAAAUGUACAGCUACUCUUGCUUUCUGAGCCAGAUUGGUUUUGGGUCACCUGAUCUGAGCCUGUGAACUUCUCUUCAGUUCACACUGAGCCUAGCUAGGGCCUAGGCCAUGACAUGCUCUCAAAGGCUAAAUCUCAUACUAGUCCAUAUAUUAAACUAUAUGGAAAACUUUAAGACCUGUGAUCUCCUCCCUCAGCUCAAAUUUCAACUUUAAAUGUCAAUUACUCUAGUCUGUCUCUUGACUGGCCAUGGUGUUAUUGUCCAAUGACAUUUGUUUGCUGUAUGGUUGUUCUCUAUGUUAACUUCUACUGACAUUAAAAGGUGUGCAUGUUCAAUGUAGUCUUAAACACACAAAUGUCCCAAUGUAGUUUUCAACUAUGUUUGCCACCAACAUGACUUCAAGUCAUACCACUUGGUCAGACUUUUUUUUUUUAAUGAAUGUUCAAAUCUAUAAAUAACAACCUGUUCUUAAGACCUAAUCAGAGGUGGGGGAGGGGCUAAAGAUGUAGUUCUAUGCACUGGCCUAGCAUGUGCAGGUUCAGAUAAUAAAGCAGGUCUGGUGGAAUGGAGCUGUAAUCCCAGCUCCGAGGCUGGGGCUGGAGGACCAUAAGUUCAGCCUUGCCUGAGCAACUUAGUUAGAUGGCGACUCCACAGUGAAAAGAGGGGUGGNGUGGUGCUCAGUGGUAGAGUACUUGUGCAGCAUACUUGAGGUCCUAGCUUCAAUCCUCAGUUACCCCAACACUCCAUAAUUUGAAAUUCCCCAGGAAGGCUUAAUCCAGAGUCAAGGUCAGGUGUCAAAAUCCUCAGGUGUUUCAGAUGACCUCAUUUGAUCUUCUAGCAUUCUUUACUGUUCCCUCCUUGGCCUCCUUCCUUACAUAACACCCUGAUGUGACGUUCCCUUCACAAGAGUGUAUCAAUGAGUGUUCAGUCUGGAGGGUUUCUGGAAUGUGGGCAGCUCUUGUCAACAGCUAUAGCAAAGACACUUGGCAUUUGGGUGGAACAUGCAGAAACGUUGCCCCUUCCCCCAUGAAUUUACAGCACUGCUUUAGUUCAAAUGUGAGCCCAGCAUGGUGGCACAGGCCUUUAAUUCCAGCAGGCAGAGGCAGAAAGAUCUCUGAGUUCAAAGUCUGCUUGGUCAGGCCAAAGCUUAAGUAGUGANACCCCCAUUAAAAUAGCAAACAAACCCCAAGAAUGAAUAUGACAAAUGUGAUUGAUACUCGCUGGUGCAAGGCUGAUUACCUUUUCUGUGUGAGCACACUGAACUCCUUAGAGCCUUAGGACCUGGCUUAGACCUUCCUUUUGAGUAGAUGGGUUGCGUGCCCAAUCACAGUAGGCCAACACAAGCUUAGCCUUGGUGCUAAGAUCUGUCAGUCUUGGGUUAAAACACAUUCUCUAGGUGAGGUGGGACAACAAGCUUUCUACUAGCUUGGCUUAAGUUAGCUGCUCUCACUCCAUCCUCCCCCUUGGGGUUCAGUGGGGACAGCUGUNUGGAUAUUGAAUAAUUUAUUGAAAUGCUGCCUCCCUCCCUCCACCCCAUUCUGUAGCCUCUGUGGCCCCUUCAUUUCUUUAGGCAGGGGAUAUUUCUCUCAUUUGACUCAUGUGCCCUAGCCCCACAUUGCCAGUCUGCAUACAGUAUAUUGGACAUUGCUACAGAAGUGAAUGCCCUAUGAACUGUCCUGGCCAGGGGGGGGGAUGGUAUUUAUUUUUAUAUUGUAUAUAUUUUGUCAUGGUCUGCUGGUUCCCUGCUGUUUCACUGAGAGCGACAAUUACCUCAAUAGUUAGUUUGAUGCUGUGUGUUGAAUAAUUUUUUGAAAGAACUUUUUAAAAAGCUUUUUUGAUCUUUGGAGAUCUGUAGAUUUAUUUCCAUAUGAACUCGUUAUUUUGUAUAAAGUACAUUGUUAAAUUA